Miscanthus lutarioriparius is the source of this 300-nucleotide messenger RNA. The record is from the annotation of a GenBank genome assembly. NCBI's taxonomy places the organism in Eukaryota, Viridiplantae, Streptophyta, Magnoliopsida, Poales, Poaceae.
AUGGCUCGUUCCGCCUCCACUCUCGUCGCCGGCUUUCUCAUCGUCCUCGCGCUCCUCACCCUGGAUGCGGCGCAGGGCCAACAGCCCUUCCCGCCCACCGAUCCCUCCGACGCGGAUGCCCUGCACGCUGUGUUCCGGCAGUGGCGACUGGAGGGGGAGGCGGCGGCGGAGGACCCGUGCAUGAAGCGCGUCUGGUCCGGGUCGUUCGAAAUAAACGCGUCUAUCGACUGCAAUUGCCCCGCUAUCAGCCGGUGCCGAAUCACGGGCCUGUGCGUCGUCUUCACUCUUUCUCCCAUUUGA